This is a messenger RNA of Schistosoma spindalis, 5171 nucleotides long. The record is from the annotation of a GenBank genome assembly. Lineage: Eukaryota; Metazoa; Platyhelminthes; Trematoda; Strigeidida; Schistosomatidae.
AAUAUUAAAAUUUCAUAGGAAAAGUAAAUUUUAAAUAUAAACAAUUUUUUCACAGUUAAUUUUACAUGAAUUUUAGACAAAUAACUAUUUUGAAAUGAUUGGCGUAAUAACAAAUAAACAAACAAAACAAUAGAAAAUAACAGGAGGCAACAAUAUAACAUUUAUGACAACAGGGAAUCUAAUCUAAGUAAACAAUAAUAUAUAUAUAUCUAGUUUUUAUAUUCCAAUGGAUAGGUCUUUAAUCAUAUUGUCAUGUCUUUAAAGAAAAAGAAAACACUUUUCCAUAUUUCUUCUCGGAUUAUAUACGUAACAAUAAAAUCUUGAUAUUAUAUUUAUAAAUGAAUAUUAAGCAUCUAUCAUUAUUUCAUAUGUUACAAUAUAAUUUCAAAUUGAAUUUGAUGCUAUUAAAUUAUUAUUAUUCCUUUAAAUUUUGGAUAUUAUUUUAUAUUUGUACAUAUCUACCUCAUUUAUAUGAUGGAUGUCAAAGUAUAGCAAAUAUAAAAAUUACUGAAUACUCUACUGAACAAUUUAUAAAUCAAUCUAAUUUUAAUACAAUUCAUUCAUCAUGGCCAAUAAAUCCAAUGAAUUCACAAUUAUCUAUUAAUUUAAGUGAUAUAUUAUUACAAAAUUUACAUUUAUCUAUAGAUGAUAUAAAUGAACCAUUAUAUUUCUCAGAUGUAGAACAAAAUGAACCAUUUAUAAUACGUCGAAGAGUAAAUGAUGAUUAUUCAAAAUAUCCAUGGUAUGAAUUAACUUCAAUUAUUCCAGUGAAUCGUGAAACAAUAUGUGAUAUAAAACGUUAUCCAGAACGUAUAUCAAUUUCUCAAUUAUGUUGUUCAACAAAUACACGAACAACGACAACAACAUCAUCAUCAACAACAACAAUAACAAACAUGGAAGCUAAUCUUCAUAGUAAAAAUAUGUAUACUUUUAAUGAUCCAUGCUGUAUGUUUUUAGAUAUUACUAUUUCAUCAAAAGGUACACAUUCUCUUCGUAUUGAUAUUAAUGAUUUAAAUGAUAAUGCACCGAAAUUUCAAGAAUUAAUAUUUGGUAAAUCAUUAAUUAAUAAACAUGAUAAUUAUGGUAGAUUUGUUAUAAAUAUUAUAGAAAAUACACCUAAUGGAAGAUGGAUACCAUUACCUAAAGCAACAGAUUUAGAUGAAGGAUUAAAUGCUUAUGUACAAUAUUCUAUAAAAUUACCAAAUAAUGAACAUGUAUGGAAUGAUUAUUUUAAAUUAAUAGAUAAUGUACAAAACAGUAAUAUUGACACAAUGUUUAUACCUACUAAAGUUUAUUUAAAUGCUGAUAUUAUUGAAUUUAAUGCUUUAGCUACAGAUUACAAUGGUCCUGGAUUACUUAUAUUAAAAACAUUAGAUCGUGAAGAAAUUUCUAGUUUCUCAUUUAUUUUAGUUGCAACUGAUAUGGGACAACCAUUUCCACGAUCUAGUUCUUUAAAUAUUUGGUUACGAAUAUUAGAUGAAAAUGAUAAUCCACCAGUGUUUGAAAAAUCUGAAUUUCAUAUUGAAGUGAAUGAAAACAAAGCUGGUAUACCAUUACUUAAUAUUCAUGUAAAUGAUUCUGAUAUUGAUUCGAAUGCACGACUUAAUUAUUAUUUACGUACAGUGAAUGGAAUGAAUCAAGUUAGUCCAGAAUAUUUACGUAAUCAUAUACAGUUAUUACCAUCUGUGGAAGGUGUUAGUCUAAGAAUUAGCCAACCCUUAGAUUAUGAAAUACAGUCUCAUUUCAUUUUUGAAAUAGUAUGUGUAGAUCAAGGUCAUCCACCGUUGUCAGCAUCUGCUCAAAUUAAAAUUACUGUUUUAAAUAUGAAUGAUAAUGCGCCAAUAAUAAAAUUUUAUCAUCAUGGACAACCGUUAGAUUCGAAUUAUGCUCAAAUAAGUAUCUAUGAAAAUGAAUUUAGCAAUUAUUCAAAAGAAAAUCAAAUCUUAUGUCAUGUACAUGUAACAGAUUUAGAUAAUGAUCUAAAUAGUAUUCAAUGUUCAUUAGAAGGGAAUGAAAGUAAACAAUUUGCGUUAAAAGAAGUUAGCACUAACAGACUUGUACAAAAACGGAAAAUUUUCGACUUGACAACAAUUAUGUUAUUAGAUAGAGAAGUUGUACCACAGCAUACACUUAUAGUUAAAUGUCAGGAUGGUAUGACAGAAUCUAGUUUAGUUGGACGUAAUCAGUUACAUAUCAUUGUGAAAGAUCGUAAUGACAAUGCACCAAAAUUUACUCAAGAACAUUAUAUAGGUCACGUGAAAGAAAACACUGCAAACACAGUUGUCGCGCUAAUAAAUUCGAACACUGAAACAGUUGUCAACUCAUAUCGAAAUGUGAUACAUGCUACUGACUUGGACAUAGGUUCUAAUGCACAAAUAGCUUACUCACUGAAGUCAUUGUACCUCCCUGACUAUAUCAAAUUUGUACAAAAUCAUACAAAGGAAAAUGAACAAAGUUUAUUAUUAUUCAUUAAAAAUCAAACACAAAGCAUUACUAUUUCAAAUGACCGCGAAUUAUUGCAGAAUUCUACUGGAGACAUUGUAGAACAUCAGACAAAACGCUCAUUAUCGUAUGAUACACAAAAAGAUGUGGAAAAUUUUUACAUAGAUCCAAUUAGUGGUCAGUUAAGAACACGCAUGGAACUAGACUGUGAACAACAAAACGUGUAUUAUUUUGCUGUGAUUGCAAUUGAUCAAGCGGUACCACCCGAGAAAAGACAUUCCACCACAGCGCUUGUAACCGUCAUAGUUGAUGACGAAAAUGACAAUCCACCAGUUUUAGAACAACAUCAUUAUAUUUUCGAUAUCUCAGAAGGUAUACCACGUCAUUCAUUAAUCGGUCAAAUUAAAUCAACUGAUGCAGAUCGAGAUAAAGAAAAUCGAUAUAUUACUUAUGAACUUCGUGAUGUAGUCAACCUAAAUGCUUCAAAUUUCAUUUAUGUGGAACAAAAUACUGGGAUUAUUUAUUCAAGGAAAAUUCUCGAUCGUGAAGAAAUACAACAAAUACCAUUUAUAAUUAUUGCUCGCAAUGAAAAACCAAAAUCGAAAUUUUCUUCCAUUCAUUUAAAUAGAACCAUAUUCUAUGAUGAAGCUAGUGUUACAAUCAAUAUAAUUGAUCAGAAUGACAAUGCACCUAUUAUGUUACACCAUGGAGAAAUACUAAGGUAUAAUGGAGGAGCAGAAGGAGGAUUACAUAGUCAAUCAAAACAACUCCAACAACUUUCAGUGGUUGACUUAAAAUAUAACAUAAAUGUUAAAGAUCCGUUCAAUUCAUGUAUUGAAUUUCCAUAUUAUUUUGCUGACGCUGAUGAGAAAGAAAAUGCACAGAUAGAUGUUACGCUUGAAACCAACCCGUACUUUGAAUUUAGAUUGGAUCAUACAAUAAUAUGUAAGAUAAGUAAAGAAGAUCCUCCUUUAGGUCAGUAUACUGUACAUGUUGUCGCACGUGACCGUCCUACUGAUCCAACAAAGUCGUUAAAAAGACGUUAUGCUGUUCGCAUUCACAUUGUUAACGAACAAGUUUCUGCGAUUGAAUCACAAACAAAUUUGCUUAAGAACAUAGAUUUUGAUUCACCGCCCGUUUCUAGAGAUACGCAUUCAACCAAAUGGCUUCAACCAGUACGUCUAAAUGGAAAAGAUAAGAAGGACUUGGACUUCGAAAAGCGGUAUCCUAAAACUGCUUCCAUCACUAAUAAUGCUUAUCAAUCAUAUCAGUCAACUAAUAUACUAGAUGAGUCUCAACAGCGCUACGGUCUAAGUACAAUAGCUAUUGUGGCAGCUCUGAUAUCUGUGGCUGGACUGCUUUGCCUCUUGUUAAUUGGUGUUGUGAUUGCUAUGAAACGAAUAGUACCUAGAACGCAUAAUGAAAUCCCGGUAUCCUUACAAAAGAACAAUGACAGAGAAACAGAUCGUUCUGGAAUAUCUGUAUGGAAUAUGACCUCUUAUCCUAGUCCUGAAUACACAUUAGACAUGGAAUCAGGGAAAAUUAUAGAACAUCAUUUAGGACGUCAAACUGGUAAAUAUCUAAACCAUGGUUCUAAUAAGUCAUUUGGAGGUGAUUCUGCAAAUCACUUAUGUCAUCCAACUUAUCCUUCCUCAACUCAUCCAUUAAAUACUUCAGCUCAAAGAUUUUCACCAGUUAGUAUAAGUUCUUUAUAUGGUUCUGUAAAGUAUAUUACACAACCUUUCAAAAUUCCAACGACAUUUAAACCUACAACAGGACAAAUUCCCAAAGACAUUUCAGUAUGUGAUGGAUCUCAUACAGAAUUAACUACAAAACACAAUUCUACACUGUCAAAAUCAUGUGACGAAUUGAGAAUAGUUACAGGACCUAUGAAUAAUUUAUGCGUUCAGAAUCAAACUACUCCAUCUUAUGAAGAACAUAUAGCGUUGAAUACUGAUCAUUUAUAUGCCAUGAAAUGUCAAACAAUCAAAUCUAAAUAUCAAGAGCUAAAUAAUAAACAAAACAAUAACAUAAUCUCAGGCGAAUACAAUAACCAAUUAAAUGAUAAAAAUGAACAAAGAAUAUGGCUUUUGUCGAGUAAUAAAAAUGAUAUUAAAAAUAAUAAACCUGGUAUAUUGUUAUCACCUGAUGACAUUUCAGAUUAUCAAAUAUUAGAACAAAUGAAAUAUCCUUCAAUAUUACGUAAAUCGGAAUGCUAUGAAAUAAUGCCUAAUUCCUCCAAGAAUAAUGAUACUAAUUGUAAUAAUUUAUUUCACGAACAACAGGAUAAUUCACAAAUUACCAAAAAAACUACUGGAUAUAAUCAACAGUCUACAACUUUAUUAUCAGCUCGUUCUCUUAAAUGUUUAAACGUACAAAAAUCAUUUGUUUAACUGUUUAUAUUAAAUACAAAGUAAUAUUUGUGGUUGGAUGAAAGAGUAAUACCUUAUCAUCUGAUUAACUAUGUUAAUUAAACUUUAAAAAAUGUUUUUUGAGUAUUUUAUUUAUAUAUCCACCCAUCCAUCCAUACACACGUACACACACAUAUACAUACAUACAUACAUGCAUAUACUUAUUUGAUUAUUUUGUUCCCAUGAUGAAAUAAAGUUCCUUUUUUGUUACAAGACUAAUUAAACCUUACUAUGAAUGUAGAUAAUAUUAUUUGUAAAAUUUAUUUAAACAGAAAAUCUAAAUAAAAUAAUAUUGACCAAUAAAAGUUUGUUACAGAA